AUGAACAACAAAACUGUCAUCUCUCAGUUCCUCCUACUGGGCCUGCCCAUCUCCACAAAGCACCAGCACCUAUUCUAUGCCUUGUUCCUGGCCAUGUACCUUACCACCGUUUUGGGAAACCUGAUAAUCAUUAUCCUUGUUCGACUGGACUCUCAUCUCCACACACCCAUGUACUUGUUUCUCAGCAACUUGUCCUUUGCUGAUCUCUGCUUUUCCUCUGUCACAAUGCCCAAGUUGCUGCAGAACAUGCAGAGCAAGGACCCAUCCAUCCCCUAUGCAGGCUGCCUGGCACAAAUAUUCUUCUUCCUGUUAUUUGGAUACCUUGGGAACUUCCUCCUUGUGGCCAUGGCCUAUGACCGCUAUGUGGCCAUCUGCUUACCUCUGCAUUACACCAGCAUCAUGAGCCCCAAGCUCUGUACUUGUCUAGUGCUGCUAUUUUGGAUACUGACAUCAUCUCAUGCCAUGAUGCACACCCUCCUCGCAGCAAGAUUGUCUUUUUGUGAGAACAAUGUGCUCCUCAACUUUUUCUGUGACCUGUUUGCUCUCCUAAAGCUGGCCUGCUCAGACACUUAUGUUAAUGAGUUGAUGAUACUUAUCAUGGGAGGGCUUGUUGUUAUUAUUCCAUUCCUGCUCAUUGUUAUGUCCUAUGCCAGGAUCAUCUCCUCCAUUCUUAAGGUUCCAUCUACCCAAGGCAUCUACAAGGUCUUCUCCACCUGUGGUUCCCAUCUGUCUGUGGUCUCACUGUUCUAUGGGACAGUCAUUGGUCUGUAUUUAUGUCCAUCAGCUAAUAACUCUACUGUGAAAGAGACUGUCAUGGCCCUGAUGUACACAGUGGUGACUCCCAUGCUGAAUCCCUUCAUCUACAGCCUGAGGAACAGAGACAUGAAGAGGGCCCUAAUAAGAGUUAUCUGCAGUAAGAAAAUCUCUCUGUAG
This is a messenger RNA of Arvicanthis niloticus (Nile rat), 933 nucleotides long. The record is from RefSeq and is a predicted model, not a curated record. Lineage: Eukaryota; Metazoa; Chordata; Mammalia; Rodentia; Muridae.